This is a messenger RNA of Anolis carolinensis (green anole), 4752 nucleotides long. RefSeq names its product interactor of little elongation complex ELL subunit 2 (gene ice2). The coding region runs from base 585 to 3254 and encodes 889 amino acids. The transcript has 15 exons. Gene Ontology annotation, biological process: positive regulation of transcription by RNA polymerase III; snRNA transcription by RNA polymerase II; snRNA transcription by RNA polymerase III. Lineage: Eukaryota; Metazoa; Chordata; Lepidosauria; Squamata; Anolidae. Gene Ontology annotation, cellular component: transcription elongation factor complex. The record is from RefSeq and is a predicted model, not a curated record.
GGACAUUCCACCCAAAAAUGGUUGUGAUGUGUUUUUCUCGCGAAGCCUUUAUGAAAAAUAUUCCCUGGCUCCUUCCCUUGCUGAACUUCUGUUGCUGUCGAAAAGAAAGAAGGGGGUUGGACUGGAUGUCCCUUGGGGUCUCCUCCAAAACUUGGACUCUUAAGUGGGGAGCGCAUCAACCAAAGGACGGGCGCAAAUGAAGAGCCAAGCCGGUGGUCCAGACAAAAGCAAAGGCCUGUCGGGGAGAAUCGGACUCGCGCCCCAUUGAACGAAGGCUUUGAGAGCCUGUGUGCUGGGAAAUAUCCCCUCCUUGCUCUGCCAAAUGCGGCUAAUUUGAGCCGCUCGAACUACCACUUGACACGGCAUCUGAGUCAGCAUCUCGUUGGCAUCGCAGCUUAAUUAAACCUGCCACUUGGUGCCACCGGGAUGGACACCUCCUCUCACUCCGAGAGACAGCUGUGCCGUAUUAUUAAGCGACCGAGACAUGAUACUGUUGAGACGUUUCUUCCUGACCCGCACAAGGCAGUGCAGAGAGUGCACCAAAUGCUGUGCAAGAAAACAAGGUUUCCGAUGGACAGGCUGCAAUGAAACCAGCCAGGGAGGCAGAGAAGCCUCCAGCAGAGACGCCGCCUUUCCAAGACCCUCGGGUCCCCUUUCCUUAUUUUUCUAGCCUGACAGACAAAGACCAAAGGAGAUACUUGUUCCUCCUCUCCAAGUUUGCAAACGCCAACAACGUGGCUCCCUCCAAACAGAAAGAUUAUUCGCAAUAUCUGCAAAUGAAAGAAUUUGUCGACAAAGAAGUUGCAGAGUUCUUGAAGUUUGCCCAAAACGCGGCCAAAAGCUGCACUAAAGAUUACGAGGAUAUCUCCGAGGAGGCCUUGCUUUACACCGAGAAAUUCUUAAGCUCCCGCCUCGAUUGCGUGAAGAGGUAUCCAGAGUUGUACACAUUAUGUGACAUAACCAGCAUCAUGGGAGGAAAAUUUUGUCCUGAGCUGACAUUGACCUUUGAAAAAAGCCUUCUUGCCUUGGGAAAAGUGAACCUUGUUAAGAGGCACUUUCCAAAACUUCCGGCCUCAAUCCAGUUACCCGUUCAUCAUUGUAAAAAUGAUGUGGAAAUGACAACUCCGGAGCAGAGAGCUGCUGCAAUGCACAAUGAUGUGAGUACAGAUGCAAAUGCUGAAAAACUCGCAGCGAAAUACUGUCCUCAGGUGGUCCUCACCAGCGAAUCGUUAUACACCUUGUUGAACAAUCACGGUCUGGAUUAUAAGGAACAAUGGGAGCUCCCAGUUUCUGUGAAAACGCUUUCUGGUACAGGCCUCAAACCCGUUAAAGUGGUCUACGUUGACCCCCCGCUCCCAAAGAAAGAGAUGACCGUCCGAGAGAAGAACCAGGUUUUCCAUGAAUUCCUGGCCAGUUUCCACACGACGAAACAAUCCACGGUUUUGGCCCACGCGGCCGUAUUGGACAGGCUCCCAGAGGACCCGUUGGAGGUCUCAUUCGAAAGCUGUCAAGGCAGACCAAUGCAGGUGGACAAUUCUGAGGAUCUGGACUUCGGUACCGACUUCACGGAGCUGGAAACCUUUGCCUCGACACCGAAGCUUCUGAACGCUUCCAGACCAGAGGGCACUGCUUAUACGAAGCCUGGUUCUCUAUCCAAAACGGCACCGGAGCAUCCAAAAAUAUGGAAAGAGGCCUCCGGGGAUACGGACGGAGGAGGAAAGAGCAAACCCAGUGAGCGGAGGACGAGGUCUCAAGGCGGUUGGGAUUUUAGCAACAAGGAAUAUUCACCCAGGUUGAUGGAAACUGAACCAGAUGUACCCAAGAGUGAUACGGACUGUAAUCCUUUUCCUCUGGAUAUACAAAAUAAUGUCAAGGAAGGAGCUGAUGUUCUCAAAGAGGAGAGUCCGGCCGUUCUCUCCUGCUGCAGCGAUAUCGAUGACGACGCUCUUGUCAUUGACACCGAAUGUAAGAGCAGCGAUCCGGAUGAAUUGGGGACCGUCGUUUCGGAUCCAAACACCCCUCCUUGCUCUAGAGGAGCCCUGACAGCAAAGCCAGAGGAUCAAGGGAAGAACGAGCCGGGAAUCGGAGGAAGGAAAGAACCGCAGCAAGAAACCAACGCUCCUUCCAAACGCUGCCGGCGACUGUCCAAAAAAUGCGAUCCGCUCGGGCAGAUUUUGAAAAUGCAGACCGAGCUCCUGAAGCCGCCUUCUCUGGACACGAGCUUCGAAAGACAUUUGCAUCCUGUUUUACCAAGCCAGGAAAAGCCACAGUUAAAACCCUCCACGCCGUCUACUCCGAAUGUGGAACAAAGGGAUGCUGCGGAUCCAGGGAACACGUCCAAGUUAAAGUGGACAACGUACUUCCAAGGGUCUCAGAAAGGGGAUCAUUGGGACGUCCCCGAAGAAGACCGUUCCUGUUACGAGCCCCCUCCCCAGGACAACCUGGUCUACAAGCUGUUCAGCCUGGACAACCUGCUGCUCCUGGUCCGGUGCCGGAUACACAGAGUCGAGGUGCGGCCGCGCAACAAGAAAGCCAAAGUCAGGAGGCACUUCCCGGUUUUCGUCUUGCCGAAGCUAGAAUACCAGGCCUUCUACGGGGCGGAAGCAUUGACCGAAGGCGAGGUCUGUCGGCUGUGGAUGGAGGGAUUGCUGCACUCCAACACUUCGUACACGCUUGGUCAUAUCGAUGCCUUGACGUCCAAACUUUUCCUGCUUGAACAAUUGUCUGCUGAAGUCUUGAAGAAAAGAUUCGGAGCAUUUAAGCCAGCAAAUUCAUUGAAUAUUCUCCAACAUAUCUUGAAGAUAGCGACUGGUUUGCAGGAGGGCUCCUACCUCUUGGCUCACGUGGCCGGGGACUCGUGUGUUUCGGUCUACAAAAGCUCUGAAGGCAAAGCCAACAGAAGGACGUACAACUUGCACGCGGCUCAUGCCGACCUUCCCGGCGUCCCGCCGUCCCUUUCGGUCCCCUGGAUCCCGCUCGAUCCCAACGUCCCUUUGCCGUAUCACUUUGCGCAAGGGAGGGUCCCGUGCACGUUCCCUCCAAAGCUGCUGCAGACCACAAAGAACCAGAAGGGUAAAGCACAACCGCAGGCGGAAGGCACACCCAGCCGCAGGGAGACCGUUCCCCUGGAAACAAACAACAACCACCCUCAUCCUUUUCGCAAAAGACACAGUGGUGGUGGUGGUGGUGGUGGACAGGCCAAUCCGGGGCCAAACUGGAAAGUCUGGAAAAAACACAAGAACGAGCCGACUUAGUCAUGCGGCAGGAAAGAGGAGCUCUCUCUGCAGGGCAAGAAAUAUUUAAAGGCACAUGCAAGACAUAGGAAUGGAUGGGACCUCAGGGCAGGAAUGUGAAACACUUUUUUGUGGUGAAAUGGGAAACAAAAAUCUGUGUUACAUGCCCAAAUACUUCAUAGAAUCUCAGCCAAUUCAACAUAAGCUUGUAGCAGCUACAAAAACAAACUUUCUGGAAUAUAACACUGACUUUCAAAGUAAGUACUGUACACUUAAACAGGAAAUAUCACUUUCAAACCUGAAACAGGACUUUUUUUCAUAUUUUGUUACAUAGUGUAAAUAAUAAUAAUAAUAAUAAUAAUAAUAAUAAUAAUAACAACAACUUUAUUUUUAUAUCCUGCUCCCAUCUCCCCAGAGGGGACUAAAUUAUUUUGUUACCCGCCUCUCCUAACUUUAAUAUUGUGUGUGGUUUUUUUUAAAUGUAAUGUUACAUUGCUCCAGAUGCAAAUUGCAAAAAAAAUAUUCUCUUUGAUUUUUUUUUUUCUUUUCACCCCAUGUGUUCCGUUGGUGUUGCGGUUUUGUUCUGUGUUUCCUGUUCACCGGUUGCGUAUAAUAAUAGCUUUUUUUGGGUGGUGCAAUUUGUGUGUGUGUGUGUUUUGUUUUUUUCUUUUUAACGUGUCAGGAGCAACCGAAGUUGCUUCUGGAGUGAGAGAAUUGGCUGUCUGCAAGGACGUUGCCCAGGGGACGCCCGGAUGUUUUGAUGUUUUUACCAUCCUUGUGGGAAGCUUCUCUCAUGUCCCCGCAUGGAGCUGGAGCUGACAGAGGGAGCUCAUCUGCACUCUCCCCAGGUGGGAUUCGAACCUGGCAGCCUUCAGGUCAGCAACCCAACCUUCAAGUCACAAGGCUUUUAUCCCCUAGGCCACUGGAGGCUCCUAUGUGUGUGUUGAGAAACUGCAAUUCGCUUCUGAUGUGAGAGAAUCGGCCGUCUGCAAGGACGUUGCCCAGGGAAUGUUUUACCAUCCUUUGGGGGGCCGGGCUGUGGCGCAGCUGGCUAGUAACCAGCUGCUAUAAAUCACUACUGACCGAGAGGUCAUGAGUUCGAAGCCCAGGUCGGGUUAAGCCUCCGACCAUUAAAAAAAAAAUAGCCCCAGCUUGCUGUUGACCUAGCAGCCCCAAAAGACAGUUGCAUCUGUCAAGUAGGGAAAAUUUAGGUACGCUUUAUGCGGGAGGUUAAUUUAACUAAUCUACAACACCAUAAAACUGCUCACGAGGAAAAGAAUGAGGAAGAACAGCCACCAAUGGAGGGUGAAGCAACAGCUCCCCCUGUGGCCGGAAUCGUGAAGCUGGAAAGAUGUUAAAAUGCCUCUGUGUCUGUCUAAAACUGAAUGUUGUUUGUCUGUUGGCAUUGAAUGUUUGCCAUAUAUGUGUUCAUUGUAAUCCGCCCUGAGUCCCCUUCGGGGUGAGAAAGAAGAGCGGAAUAUAAAUACUGUAAAUAAAUAAAAUAAACAAUUCUCUUACA